AUGGAAGCCAGCUCGAACAAUUCAAAAGAUUUCUUCAUAGCUCGAUUGUUGGUGGUAACGAUUCGACAGUUCUUCAAUAGCACCUCUUUACAUGGAUUCAAAUACCUAAUUAAACUUGGAAUUUCAACUUUUGAAAAAUUACUUUGGUAUGUGAUUCAAUUGUGCGCAUUGGCCGGAGCAGGCUAUAUAUUUCUAUAUGCUCUAGAUGGUUUUGUGUCAAAGCCAACCGUAACGUCAUUAGAAACGCUUGAUCAUCCCAUUUGGGAGAUUCCGUUUCCAGCUGUCUCGGUGUGUUCUGUAAAUAAAAUAAGUCGUAGUCGUGCCAUGGAGUAUGCAAUUGAACUUUCAAAGAAGACCAAAAAUCACACAUUCGAUUGGUUAUUUCGAAAUAUUCGACAUUUGGGCUAUACUUUGGAUUUCAAUACCGAAUUUUACGACGAAUACAUAAUUUUCCAAGAUUUGCUCGACGUCAUCGAUAUAAAUAAUCAAACAAAAGUCUAUGAUACACAAGAAAAAUUCGAAUUCAAGAUUACUCCGAAAUGUGAAGAUCUGUUGGUUCGAUGUCGAUGGGGAAAUUCACCACACAUUGACUGUAUGAAGUUGUUUAAAUUCCGUAAAACACGCGAUGGAUACUGUUGCCUUUUUAAUUAUGUACGACAAUUCAAUACGCUAUCAACACAAGAUGUUGAGAAGCCGCUCAAAACAGGAUAUACGGGUUCCGACGUUGGAUUAACCGUCAUUUUGAAUACAACAACAUCCGAUUACUAUUUCUCAACCGGUGAUCAUGUUGGAUAUACUAUUCAAAUAUUCAAUCCAUCUGAUUUUGCCGAUGUGCAGAAUGGAGGCCUUACACAAUUGUUUGUCGACGCGAACACGAAAGCCAAUUUCAAGCUAAUACCCACAACUAUCGAAUCGGAAUCUGCCAUCGCACAGUAUUCGCCGAUACAACGCGGAUGCUUAUUUGAACAUGAACUUUUUGAACAGUACGCCGGCCAUUAUUCGUUUGUCGACUGUCUCUUGAAGUGCAAACUACGCAGCAUUAUUGCAAUGUGCGGAUGCAUGCCAUUUUUUCUACCCACAAAUUUCCCGGAUGGGACGUUCACACCGGUUAAAUGUACACUCGCUCACAACAAGUGCUUGGAGCGCAUAAAAUAUGUGAUAAGCUCGUAUACCAUUCCAAACACUGAAAAGCCAUCGGAUGGCACUAUAGAAUGUUUGCAAUGUCUGCCAAUUUGUUCGAAAACAAAUUUCCGUGUGGAAGCGUCCUAUUAUGAAUUGGAUAGAAAUGGACUGAAAGAAAGUACCAUGCCAAUGUUGAAAAAUUUAACGACCUUUGAUGAUAUAGCCAUUGUGCACAUUUAUUAUCCACUAGUUGAUUCAACAUUGUUCAGAGCAGACGUUUUGAUGACAUGGCAGGAGAUUGUCAGCAAUUUCGGAGGUUUAUUGGGAUUGUGUUUGGGAUUUUCGUUAGUUAAUCUUGUUGAGAUUGUUUAUUUUGCUACAAUAAAACUGUAUCAAAAUAUUUCCUUGGUCAAUGGACAGCAAAAGAUGAAGGCGAUUCAACAAAAUUCCAGAUUAACGAAGGAAGACAAACGAAUCCGUGAAAUGUAUGUGAAUGACUUUAAAGUGAAUGACAUCAAAGUAUUUCGUCAUCGAACCUAA
Molecule: messenger RNA, 1662 nt
Organism: Contarinia nasturtii (swede midge)
Lineage: Eukaryota; Metazoa; Arthropoda; Insecta; Diptera; Cecidomyiidae
Product: sodium channel protein Nach-like
Exons: 11
Coding region: 1-1662 (553 amino acids)
Biological process (GO): sodium ion transmembrane transport
Cellular component (GO): membrane
Molecular function (GO): ligand-gated sodium channel activity
Source: RefSeq, a predicted model, not a curated record